This is a messenger RNA of Eupeodes corollae, 4902 nucleotides long. It is a transcript of the gene Als2, whose product is annotated as alsin homolog. NCBI's taxonomy places the organism in Eukaryota, Metazoa, Arthropoda, Insecta, Diptera, Syrphidae. The coding region runs from base 364 to 4551 and encodes 1395 amino acids. The record is from RefSeq and is a predicted model, not a curated record. The transcript has 6 exons.
AAUAAGCAAAAGAAAAGUCAUAAUUUUUCCUUGAUUCGUAUUCGUAAUUGAAAAAUAAUUGAUUUUCGUGAAAUUUUCCAAAUAUUUUCUGUAAUUUUCUUAAUGCUCGCUUAAUAUAUAAGAACUAAAGUGUGUAUUUAACCCUGCAAAAUGUAUUCAUAACCCAAUUUGCCCUAAAAAGUGAAAAUAAAAACAUUCAUAAGUUAGUUUCUCCAUUCCACUCCUACGCAAUGAGAAAUGGACAACAAAAAUGAAAACAAAAGAACUUGGAACUCGAACUAAACAACAAACCUUGCAUAAGAAAAAAUAUAUAUAACAAAAACUAAAAAGAAAGAAAAAACAAAACAAUUUCAAGGUUGAACGAUGCAUCCAUUUAUAAUCUGCCACAAUGGCAGAGAUCUGCGAAUAAGAUGCCUCGCCGAUCAGGAAUUGGGUGCUGUAAGUCGCAUUUGUGCGACGCAGAGUGAGAUCUAUCUGCUGAGUCAUGGAAUUAUCUAUCAAGGACCGAUUCCCACUGCAGCGGGUGAUGACGAACUCAGCCUUGAGGUGAUGUUUCGGAGCAUAGUCGAUAUGGAUAUGUUUGAGGAUAGAUUUUACAUUGUCGACACUUCCGGGAUGGUCCGUUCGAGGAAUCCAGAUGGUAGCUGGACAGAAAUCUCCUUCGACCCUCUUGAGAUCGCCGAGGAACGGAUCAGGAUUUCGCGAGUGAAGUGCAACUCUCUGGGGGCUGUUUUCGUCACCGAUAAACGCGAGGUGUAUGCAAUGGGUGCAUGUGGAGAGCUCUUUAACUGCCAGCUUCCGAUUCGCCUCAAAUGCUUCGACAAACCCGUCUUGGAUGUGAGUUCUGGGGAUGACUUCUUUAUAGUCAUAGUAGAAAACGAAUAUUGCGACAAGGAGGGUGAACACUUUGGCAGGAACUCGCAGAGAGCUGCCUCGAAUCGUCCGGGAAACUCCUCGCGCAUGGAACGCUGCUCCGAGAACUCGCUAAGUAGCCGAGAAAGCGAUGCAGCGAUGUGCCUCGAAGACAACAUUCAGGACAUCCUUCGCUGCGGCUAUGCCCUCCUCCACACGACAGUGUGCUCGUUCGGGGCCUCCAACAACGGAGUUCUCGGAACUGGGGACCACAUCAAGCGACCUGGGGUGAAUCAUGUCCUGAAUCUGUGCGAAAUCGGAGUGUGUGCGAUUUCCGCCGGCAGGGAGCACUCAAUUGCGCGGACUAUCGAUGGACGCCUCUUUCACUGGGGCCUCAACUCUCGACAACAGCUUCAGAAUGGCAAAACAGAACUAAGUUCUCCGGCAGAGCUGCGCCUGGACACUGUGUCCGUUGAUUCGAUGGAGUCGCACGUUCUGGAAGCAUGUUGCGGAGAUUACCGAACUGUCAUGCUGAAAUUGAAUGGCGAGCGUUUGGAAAAGGACAAUGGAGAUGUCAUGAAGCGUCAUCUGCUGGCAAUGCACGUCUCGAACGUUCCUCAGAACAUUCCACUGAUCCUCACAGCCAGAGAAUUCACGCUCUACAACAACUUCAAAUUCCAGCAAGCUUACUAUCCAUUCCUUCUGUCCCUCCAGCAGUGUCUGCAUCUCUGCCAGCGCGGCAGAACAGUGGCUCGGUCGCUGCAAAUGCUCCAACGAACGCAAACUCAAUUCGUACAAAUCCGUCAUUGCUAUCUGCAGCUUCUCUACACACUCUUUGCCUGCUGCAAGUCUCUGGAGAGCUUCUAUCGUGGGGACAGUCUUUCCUUUAAGGAGCUCCUUUGGCUGCGAAACACCAAAGAGGUUAUCAAAAUCUUCGAGGACUACACGAAGGCCUUCUGUGACUUGAAGUCGGUGAACGGCUUUAGUCAGUCGAGUCAUUCCAACGCUGCUGGUGUCGAUUCACCACCCAAGGAGAUGUUGGAGCAGAUAUUCACACAUCCUUUCGGGCAGAUUUCGAAUUUCGUCAAAAUCCUGGAGACACUGGCUCAGAAUCAAUCCGAGGAGCCGGCUUCGAAUGAAUUGAAUGAGAAGCUGCUCCUAUGGCAGGAAUUCUCUCGAAAGAGUCGCAUCGACGUUGAACUCGCCGAGCACACUUACGACUUUUGGCUGCGGAAUGAGAAAAACUUGAAGAUUCGCCCGUUUAUGAAGAAGCAUCGUCGAGUCAUCCUUGCGCCCAGCACUGUUCCAUUGAAGUGGUACAGCGGAGUGACCGCCUUGGGGACGAAUUGCUUCAUCCUUUUCUCGGACUGUCUCUGUCAGUAUGGAGGAACUAAUUUGCACACAUAUCCUUUGGUAGCCGUUUGGGUAAAGAAGGAGACUGAGUCAAGGUUGAAGAUCAUCACACCCGAGAAGACAUUCAGUUUGGAGGCGAAAAAUCACGAGGAUAAAGUUCUGUGGUAUGAUCAACUAGAGAGAAGUAUUAUGGCCGCGUUGGGACGUCCCGGUGGCAAGCUAUCGAAUGUCAGAACAACGGCGUACGUCUUCAGUAGCAAGCACCCAAAAUACGCCAAGGUGCAAGCCUAUGGACGCUGGAAGAAUGGAAUAAUGCACGGCAAGUGUUAUCUGGAGUACCCCGAUGGAAAGUUCUACUUUGGAGACGUUCGCAAUGGUGAAAUAGAAGGUCAUGGUAAAAUGGCCAUUCCGUCCGUUGGUGUUUAUGAGGGAAGCUUCAAAGCUGGAAAAUUUCAUGGUCACGGUUGCUUCGAAAUGAACAACAACGAAGUUUAUGAGGGUAACUUCCGAGAUGGCCUCUUCCAUGGUCACGGCUUAUUGCGAACGAAUACGUACACCUAUGUGGGGGACUAUCAGUUCAACGUUAAGUGCGGAUAUGGCAUCCUGGAUGACAUGGUCAGUGGAGACAAGUACAUGGGAAUGUUUGUCGAUAAUAAACGUGUGGGAGCAGGAACCUGCAUCACAAUGACUGGUGAUUACUUUGAGGGCAUCUUUGUGAAUGACGAGUUGAUGGGCCAGGGAAUUGCUGUCUUUGAAAACGACUAUUACUUCGAAGGAGAGCUCACGAUGCGUGGCCCAGCUGGGAAGGGGACGUACUAUAUGCCUAAUGGAACAAUAGAUGAGGACGAGGAGGAAAACGUCAGUUGUAAUAUGAUUGGAAAUGUUAUUAGUGGCCAUCUAAGUGGGACAUGGAACGAUGUUCGUGUUAUAUCUGGAUCGGUUGCAAUCAACCGAAAGUUUCCAAAAUUUCCCAAGUCAAUAGGAGAACUAGUAGUAGAUAAUUCCCGGAAAUGGCGAAGCCUUUUCGAUAAUUUUGAGGAGCAUGUUUUUGGGCCGAGUGAUGCUUCCGCUUCUCCGAAAUAUCUUUGGAAUCGCAUAGCAGUAUUCAUGACAAAUGAGAAGAACCGUGAGAAAAACAAGGAUUUGGAUAAUAUCCCCUCUUCGACGCAUUACUUUGCAAAAAACAUAUCAAUGGGCUAUUCCUCAAGUUUGGAUAAGAUAAGCCUCAAGUCCAUGAACAGUUUAUUGGUGCCGUCGCGCAAAGCCAGUUACCUUGAUCUCACAGACGAAUCACAACCAAAGAAGUACCACAGUCAGGAGACUCUGAACGAUAGCUGGGAUUAUCUUCCAAAUGAGAUCUCAUUUAACGAGGAGAACAUCCUAAGCAGCAGUUUGCUGAACGCCCAACUCGAGUGCUGGGCAACUGAUUCAAUUAACUCAACGAGUACACGCAGUUCUAUCGAUAGCACUGCCAAUUCGGGUUUGAAUCUGUCAAAUGGCUUGGAAUUCGUUCCGAGUUUUGGUGUGAAUUCGCUGACAGAAGAGGAUGUGGCUUCGAUGAAGGAGUACUUGGGACAGGCGUUCAAGGAUCCACAUCACCCAUUGCAUUUUUUGAACCAGAAGAUCGCUAAUUGUUUUUACACUUCGUACGGCUGCUGGAAGGUGAAACCCACACCGAUUUUGGCGAAGCAAGCGAUGCAAGAAUGGGAAGCCAUCUCGAAGAGGGUGUAUGGCAUCGUGAGAAGACUGUUCCCAGCUCUACCAGAGGAUUAUUGUUCCAUUGAGGGAUCUAGAGAGGUUAUUUCUCAUAUCAGUUUGCUCUACCCAAUUGUCCUGUCCGAGGGAAUCCACUCGACUUUGUUUGUGCUCUAUGCAAACAAGUACAGCCGCAAGGACGAACAGUAUCGACAGAAUUUGACUUUUGUCGAUAAGCUGUCCGAUAAGGAACUUGCAAGGAUUUUGUCGUUAGAUGAGUCGAAUCUCGUUGUCGUAUCAAAUACAUACUUCCACGAUGCUAUAGCUAUGCUCAAACAAGUACAAGAAAAGUACAGUCCCAAAGCCAUGUUGAAUGUUAUAGAACGGGCUUUUGAACUUAUAACAGAAGCCCACAAGUGCGCUGCGAUGGAAAACUCUGUGAUAUUAGGGGCAGACAGUAUGAUGCCGUUGGCAUUGUUUUUGGUCCUUCGAGCGGGAGUGCCUCAUUUAGGAGCAGAACUGGCGCUAUUGGAUGAUCUAACUGGGGGUUCAAAUUUCGAAUCAGAAAUGUCUGGUUUAGCAGGUUACUGCUACACAACAAUUAAGGCGGCAUAUGAACACAUCACAUCGAACCUCCUAUCAAAGUCGUAGUAACAAUAACAAAUGCAAAGAUUGCCUAACCAAAUGAAUGUUUUGCGGACACAUUUAAUAGCGAACGAUCUUCAACAUUCCUGUUGCUUAUUUUCUAAGAAAGAGAGAAAUCUAUACAAAUAAUUAAUAUAUUUUGAAAAGACAGAAAUAUUUAUAUGUAUUGUAAAUAAAGUAAUUAUUGUUGGUAUUCGUGAUAAGUGCAAAAAUUAUGUUAUUAAUAUUAUUUUCAAAUUUUAUUUUAUUUUCUUUUAACUCUGGGCGACAAAAAACGCAUAGAGUUUAGUGGCAAUAAACAAAUAAUUAUAUUAAAAUAUUUACGAUAAACCGUAAACAAAAUCGUAGUUAAAAUAA